GGGGAGGCGAGGAGAGCGGGGCUGGGCGUGUGCGCGUCCGACUGGGAGCGCGCCGGAGAGAGGGAAGAAAAGAAAGAGAGGGAAAAGAGAGAGGAGGGAGGGGAGCGGUGGAAAAAAGCCACUCGGGACCCCCCUCCCUCCCCCAAGGCCGGGGCCGCCCCCUCGCAUCUCCCGGCAGCCAGCGGCCUUGGGGGUGCGGAGGGGCGAGGGGGGCUGCGGGGACCCCUCCAUCGCCGGGGUCCCGCCUGCGGGGAGCGAAACCCUUCGGCUCUCCCCCCCCUGCUGCCCUCCCCUCUCCUUUCCCUCCCCUCCCUCCUCCCUCCCUCCUUCCUUCCUUCCUUCUCCGGGCUUGUCCCGGGGAGGGAGGGGGGCUCAGCUUGCAGUCCGCCUUCACGCCUGCCGACGCUAGGCUCCCUCCUGCCCCCGGCCCCCCCGCCCCAACAGCCUCCCGGCCGCCCCCAGCGCCCCUCGGCCAGGUGAGGCAGCGCUGCCGGCCCCUUCGGAUGUAGGCACGAGAGACCCCGGAUGGAUUUCGGGAGCGUCAUGAACCAGGCUGCCACCCCGUGCUCCCCUGCUGUCAACUAUGAGCUGCCAUCCCCAGGGCAGAGCAUCACCAAGCAGGUGGACACUCCGGACACCACGAGGUCCCCCAGAAGUGGGCAGGCACACCGCAAAACGUCCAGGAGCAUGAGCGUGACAGCAGCCAUGGAGAGCAGCUGUGAGCUGGACCUGGUGUACAUCACGGAGCGCAUCAUCGCUGUCUCCUACCCCAGCACAGCCGAGGAGCAGAACUUCCGCAGCAACCUCCGUGAGGUGGCCCACAUGCUGAAGUCCAAGCAUGGGGACAACUAUGUGCUUUUCAAUCUCUCAGAGCGGAGACAUGACAUCAGCAAACUUCACCCCAAGGUGCUGGAUUUUGGGUGGCCUGACCUGCACACGCCGGCACUGGAGAAGAUCUGCAGCAUUUGCAAAGCGAUGGACACGUGGCUGAACGCGGCAGCUCACAACGUGGUGGUGCUGCACAACAAGGGGAACCGUGGCCGGCUGGGGGUAGUCGUGGCUGCCUACAUGCACUACAGCAAUAUCUCAGCCAGUGCUGACCAGGCUCUGGACAGGUUUGCCAUGAAGCGCUUCUACGAGGACAAGGUGGUGCCGGUGGGACAGCCCUCCCAGAAGAGGUACAUCCACUACUUUAGCGGGCUGCUGUCCGGCAGCAUCAAGAUGAACAACAAGCCUCUCUUCCUGCAUCAUGUCAUCAUGCACGGCAUCCCCAACUUUGAAUCAAAAGGCGGUUGUCGGCCCUUUCUGAAGAUCUACCAGGCCAUGCAGCCCGUCUACACAUCGGGGAUCUACAACGUGCAAGGGGACAGCCAGACGGGCAUCUGCAUCACCAUCGAGCCGGGGCUGCUGCUCAAGGGUGAUAUCUUGCUCAAGUGUUACCACAAGAAGUUCCGCAGCCCGACCCGUGACGUGAUUUUCCGUGUGCAGUUCCACACUUGCGCUGUGCAUGACCUGGACAUCGUCUUUGGCAAGGAGGACCUGGAUGAGGCAUUCAGGGAUGAACGCUUCCCUGAAUAUGGAAAGGUGGAGUUUGUGUUCUCCUACGGCCCUGAGAAAAUCCAAGGCAUGGAACACCUGGAGAACGGCCCCAGCGUCUCAGUGGACUACAACACAUCUGACCCACUCAUCCGCUGGGACUCCUACGAGAACUUCAACAUCCAGCGUGAGGACAGCACUGAGGGGGCCUGGGCUGAGCCACCGCUGCCGGGAAAACACCUGGAGAAAGAGGUUGGGCACACGCAAGGGCCCCUGGACGGGAGCCUCUACGCUAAAGUGAAGAAGAAAGACUCCCUGCACGGCAGCAUCGGCGCUGUCAACGCUGCCCGCCUCCCCCUCUCGGCAGCCCCCAACCACGUUGAGCACACACUGUCGGUGAGCAGCGACUCGGGCAACUCCACCGCCUCCACCAAGACCGACCGGACGGAUGAGCCGGGGGCUCCUGGGGCACCCGGCGGCCACACGGUGCUGAGCCCCGAGGAGAAGCGGGAGCUGGACCGGCUCCUGGUCGGCUUCGGCUUGGAGAGCGCAGCGCCCAUGCACAACCACGCGCCAGGCCCUGCACCUGCCCGCCUGCCUGCCGGGCCGGGCCGCCACGUGGUGCCGGCCCAGGUGCACGUCAAUGGUGGUGGCACACCACUGCUGGCUGAGCGGGAAACGGACAUCUUGGAUGAUGAGCUGCCCAACCAGGAUGGGCACAGCGUGGGCAGCCUGGGCACGCUCUCCUCCUUGGAUGGCACCACCACUGCCAGCGAGGCUGGCUUCCACGAGGCGCCACGGGUGGGCAGCCUCUCCUCGCUGCCCAACGGCCCAGCCAGCUACAACGGGGCUGAGAAGAUGCUGAAGGAAGGGCUUUAUGAGGCCGAGCCUCUCUCCAAUGGUGCCUACCCCUACAGCAACCAGAACGCCCUGAUGGGCCACCACCUCCGUGACCCGCUGGCUCACUUACGGCCCUCAGCAUCUGCGCAGGAGCACCUGGCUGGGUACCCGCAGCGGCAGCCAGCUUCAGCCUCACCGGCCUGGCUCCAGCCCCCGGUGCCACAGCCCUACCUGUAUGGUUAUGACCUUCCCAGCGCCCACCGCUCUCAGUCCUUCCCGGCUGUGGGGACAGCCAAAUACGAAGCGAACCCAGCAUUACCACAGGCUCCGGCUCGCAGCACCAGCAGCCGGGAGGCCGUGCAGCGGGGCUUGAAUUCCUGGCAGCAGCAGGGUGGCAGCCGACCGCCAUCCCAGCUGCAGGACGGUGGCUUGGAGAGCCACAGCCCCAGCCUGUCCAGCUGCAGCCCCCAGCCCAGCCCGCUGCAGCCCAUGCCCCCGCACAGCCACAGCAUGCCUGAGUUCCCCCGGGCUCCAUCGCGCCGGGAGAUCGAGCAAUCCAUCGAAGCGCUUGAUGUCCUCAUGCUGGACCUUGCACCCUCCGUCCAUAAGUCACAGAGUGUCCCCUCUGCGGCCACUCGCCAGGACAAGCCAACUGCCAUGCUGUCCUCUCUGUCGGCACAGCCACUCAGCAGUCGCUAUGCACAGCCUGCCCCGCAGGUGGCCCAGCCCAGGUCCUUCAGCACCUCUGUGGGCACUGAUCCCUUGGCUAAAGCCUACUCUCCUGGUCCACUGGUUCCUGCGGGUCGAAACGCUGCAGAGCCAGACUACACCGUGCACGAGUACAGAGAAACCUAUGCUCCCUAUAGCUACCAGCCAGUGCCGGAGCCUCGGAGCUAUGGCAGUGCACCAGCGAGCAUCCUCCCGCUCAGUGCCUCGUACAGCCCUGCAGGGUCCCAGCAGCUUCUCGUCUCCUCCCCACCAUCCCCCACUGUGCCGGCCCAAAGCCAGCUGCCCCACAAGGGACUGGAGAGCUACGAAGACCUGUCGAGAUCGGGAGAAGAACCCUUGAAUCUGGAAGGGCUGGUGGCCCACAGGGUGGCAGGGGUGCAGUCCCGGGAGAAGUCCCCAGAGGAGAGCACCGUCCCCACCCGAAGGCGAACCCCCAGUGACAGCCACUAUGAGAAGAGCUCGCCGGAGCCUGGUUCACCCCGCAGCCCUACUGUCCUCUCACCUGAGGUGGUCAGCACCAUCGCAGCCAACCCUGGAGGGAGGCCCAAGGAGCCUCACCUCCACAGCUACAAGGAAGCCUUUGAGGAGAUGGAGAGUGCUUCCCCCAGCAGCCCGACCUCCGGCGGCGGUGAGAUUUCUCCCCCCACCCCAGCCUUCCCUGUCUCGCCACAAACCCCUUACUCCGACUCCUUGCGCUCUCCACCCGGCCUGGCCAAGACCCCACUCUCAGCGCUGGGGCUGAAACCCCAUAACCCAGCCGACAUCCUGCUGCACCCAGUGGGAGAGCUAGAAGGGGAGGCGGGAGCUGACUCUGAAGAAGAGCCCAGGAGCUAUGUUGAGUCGGUGGCCAGGACGGCCACGACUGGCAGGGCAGGGAACCUGCCAGCCACCCAGCCUGCGGGCCUGGAGGUGCCUGCCAGGAACGGUGCCUUCAGCAACUCCUUCACUGUGCCCAGCCCCGUCUCUACCAGCAGCCCCAUCCACAGCAUGGACGGCGCCUCGCUCCGCAGCUACCCGUCGGAGGGCAGCCCCCAUGGCACGGUUACACCUCCCCAUGCUGUGGCGGAGCCAGCUUACCGCUCGCCCAUCGUCUCGCAGACGCCCUCUGCUCACAGCAGCUAUCAAACCUCGUCUCCAUCAUCCUUCCAAGCAGGAACGCUGGGCUCUCCCUAUGCCAGCCCUGACUACCCCGAUGGCCGAGCCGGCUUCCAGCCGGACCCCCAGGCUCGCCAGCAGCCACAGGUCAGCGUGGUGGGUGUCCACGCACUGCCAGGGAGCCCCCGCACCCUGCACCGGACUGUGGCUACCAACACGCCGCCCAGCCCUGGCUUUGGGCGAAGAGCUGCCAACCCCGCUGCCGCUGGCACACCUGGCAGCCCUGGGCUGGGCCGGCAUGCCGUGUCCCCCCAUGUGCCACCGGGGAGCCCCAGCCUCGCCCGGCAUCAGAUGGCAGCCGUGCCUCCCGGCAGCCCCGUGUAUGGCUAUUCCAGCCCGGAGGAGAGGCGCCCGACGCUGUCCCGGCAGAGCAGUGCGUCUGGCUACCAGCCUCCCUCCACGCCGUCCUUCCCCGUCUCACCGGCGUACUAUCCUGGCACCAGCACGCCGCAUUCCUCCUCCCCGGACUCCGCCGCCUACCGCCAGGGCAGCCCCACUCCGCAGCCUGCACUGCCUGAGAAGAGGCGGAUGUCAGCUGGCGAGCGCUCUAACAGCCUGCCCAACUACGCCACGGUCAACGGCAAGGCCUCCUCGCCCCUCUCCAGCGGCAUGUCCAGCCCCAGCAGCGGCAGCGCCGUGGCUUUCUCCCACACCCUGCCGGAUUUCUCCAAGUUUUCCAUGCCAGAUAUCAGCCCCGAGACUCGUGCUAACGUGAAGUUUGUGCAGGACACUUCCAAGUACUGGUACAAGCCGGACAUCUCCCGCGAGCAAGCCAUCGCGCUGCUGAAGGACAGGGAGCCAGGGGCUUUCAUCAUCCGGGACAGCCACUCCUUCCGGGGAGCCUAUGGCCUUGCCAUGAAAGUAGCUUCCCCGCCUCCCACCGUCAUGCAGCAGAACAAGAAAGGAGACAUCACCAACGAGCUGGUGAGGCACUUCCUCAUCGAGACCAGCCCACGGGGUGUGAAACUAAAAGGAUGCCCCAAUGAGCCUAAUUUUGGCUGCUUGUCGGCUCUGGUCUAUCAGCACUCCAUCAUGCCUCUGGCCCUGCCCUGCAAGCUGGUCAUUCCUGAUCGAGAUCCCAUGGAGGAAAAGAAAGAUGCAGUGUCGGCCACCAACUCGGCCACAGACCUUCUCAAACAGGGUGCGGCCUGCAACGUCCUCUUCAUCAAUUCAGUGGAGAUGGAGUCGCUCACAGGCCCCCAGGCCAUCUCCAAAGCCGUGGCAGAGACGCUGGUGGCCGACCCCACACCAACCGCUACGAUCGUCCACUUCAAAGUCUCUGCACAGGGCAUCACCUUGACUGACAACCAGAGGAAAUUGUUCUUCCGACGACACUAUCCCCUCAACACCGUCACCUUCUGUGAUUUGGACCCCCAGGAACGAAAGUGGACUAAAACUGACGGCAGUGGCCCAGCCAAGCUCUUUGGCUUCGUGGCCAGGAAGCAAGGGAGCACCACGGACAACGUCUGCCACCUCUUUGCGGAGCUGGACCCGGACCAGCCGGCUGCGGCCAUCGUCAACUUUGUCUCCAGGGUCAUGCUUGGCUCCGGCCAGAAAAGAUGAGCCGGUGCUUGCGGGUGAUUCUUGAAUUUUGGAGAAGGACUUGGAGCUGAUCCGAGAAGGAGCGUGAGGAAGUGCAUUGUGGGAGAGGGAAGUGAAUCUGGGGGGGGGGAAGGGUUGGAAUUGUAGAGGAAAACAGCAAACAAGGACAAAAAAAGCCAAAACAAAAAAAACCCUAAAAACUCGACACAAGCGAAACACACACACUGAGGAAUCAAACCACACACCUACGUAACAGAGCCAUGAAGUCACGCCAAACAGGGAGAGGAUGCGGAUGCAUGUCCCACCGCAGGGAAGGUGACCAAAGAGAACGUGGAAGCAAGAGGGGUUCCCAGCUUUCGGCAUUGCAGUCCUGAGGCCGCACCAAGUGGUGAUGUUUGCUCCAGACUGAACGCAGGGUCAUCAUUUGGAGGGGAAAAAAAAGAGACAAAACAGCAAAAGCCAUGGAAGAAGCCUUCAUCGGUGAACGCCUGCUGCAUGUUUGACACAGCCCACGGAGGAUAAUGCGCUGCCACAGCGUGGGCUCAGGUCUGCAGGACACUGGAGGAGAUGCCGAUGGAAACCUCCCCUUGCUGUGCUGCAGCAGAGGGUCUUGCCAGCCCUUGUGCUUUCACCGAAACGUGCUGGCCACCCCACUGGGGCACACGAUGGCUUGGUCCCAAACCCUCUUGUCACCUGGGCGCUCGGCUUUGGGCUACCCUCAACAGCUGGCCCAGAGCCCAGCACAGGUGAGACACCACAAGCCCACCCACAGAGGGGCAAUGCAGCAUCUCUUCCAUUCCUGGGCGGCUCCUGUGCUCCAUGCCUGGGGGAGGAGGAUGCUCCUGGGCUGGUGGAGGAAGGAAGGCACCUCCUCGCCCAUCUUGCCCUUUUCCCUCCCGUCACCAGUCCUCUUGGACAGUUUUCUCCUGUGGCCUGUCACACAUUCUCUUAGCGAAAAAAAAAAAAAAAGAAAAAUGUUGUAAUAAUAAUAAUAAUAGCAGAUGCUUGCACAGGUGGGUUUCCUGUGCGGAGCAGCGGACCCGUGGCCGGCCCUAUCUCUCUCUUUGGAGACGUGCAAGCGGUUUUUAAAUUGCAUGGACGUUCAAGUUGCACGAAAGGUGAAUGACUACAAGUAACUCAGGCGCUUUCUCUAAUUUUUAUUUUUGGAGGCCACGUUAAAAAAAAAAAAAAAGAAGGAAGAAAAUUUAUUUAGAAAAAAAGAACAGCAAAAGAGGACUAGCAGUUGCUGGGCAGCUUUGGCUCGGUGGGGAGGCCACAGGUCCUCCGAGAGCCACUCUCUGCCUUCCCCAUGGUUGAAGGUGUGCACCCCAAAUGCACUGCAGGCUUUUCCCUGUGUGUGGGGAUUUGCAGGGGCUGAGGGCCUCGUGCCCUUACGGCUGAGCAUUGUGAUGUUGGGGAGCAGAGGUCCCAGCCCCAGACAUGGGUCUGGUGGCGGGGAGCAGCAUGCAGGUCCAGCGUGCGGGUUUGGGGCAGGGGCAGAGCUGAAUGCUGUGCUGCGGGCACAGACGUGCAGAGGUUGUGUUUUGUGGUUGUUAUUUUUGGAGAAGUUUUGGUGCAGAGUGGCCUAGAUAGCCUGUUGGGGGCAAACAAUUAGACUCCUACUGCUGCAGCCCCACAGAGAGCUCGCCUCCCUCGAACCACCCUUGCCUUGAUAGCUAUAAUAUAUAUAGGAGCUAUACUGACAAAAUACUGUAAGCUAACAAAAUUUUAAGGAGGAAAAAAAAAAAAGGUGAAAUUGACACUCCAAAAAUAUUUAUUUUUUUUUUUGCCAUAUUUUGCUUUCCGCGCAUCGAUUUCCCCCCACCCCCCCCAUUUCUAUCCGCCUUCCCCCGCCCUGGGGGCGAACACCUGCACGUCAGAAAGUGAAUGGGGGUGCAAGGGAAGCGCUGAUGGGGCGUGCGGGUGCCGUGCGGGGGACAUGCGUGUGACCGUGUGCGUGUGUGUGUGCGCGAGAGAGCGACGGCGUGGGCGAGGAGGGGCCGGUGUGGCCGGAGGCUGGUGUAUGGCGAGCGAUGGAUGCGUAGCGGGGAUUUGGGUGCGAGACUGCGGUGGGAUGCGGGGAGGACGGGGGCUUCCCCCCCCCCUCCUGGCUCCCCCUAUCCGCAUGGAUGCGAAGACCUUUUCCUGUUUUUAUCUUUUAUUUGUUAAUGACGUUUCAAAAGCGAUUCCCUCCUUCUGCGAAAUUCAAGCGAGAUGAGAGACGAUCUCACCCGUAUUCUCCUCACCCUGCCGUUAACUGAUUAGAGGAAACACUGUGUUUAUAGAUAUAUAAAUAUAUAUUUUUUGAAAGUCUCUAUUUUUCAGACUUGGUUUUCUCACUGCUAAGAAAGAAAAGAGAAGAUAAUAAUGUAAUUUUAUUUUAAUCUGCUGCCUCGGUGCUUGAGACUCCCCUUCACCUUCCCAUCCCAUAGGGCAAAGCCGAUCGGAGCACCCAGAGGUGCUGGCAGCAUCACGCCUGCUUCAGGGCUCCACGCUGAUGCUCAAGCUGGAGAUUUAGCCUGUAUCUGAAUGGCGAGCAUUAACCAUUGUGUAGUUUUUAACAUAGAGCUUCCAAUGAUGUCGGCGGGCGUUUGUCAGCUCCCUUUAAGGCACUUUCCUUCUUUAUCUCCUUUUAAAAGUUUCAUUGUUGGCUGCAACUCCCCACCAGUUGGGCUGUCGGGGACCCAGCGCCGCAUCAGUAUCUUUCCUUACACAAGGGAUGGAAGAGAUCCUUUGGUUUUCCUUUGGCUUUGCCAUGCAGUCGCGGUAUCGGAGAGCCAAGCUUUGUGCGCGUUCACCCUGUGCGUGUCCCGUUGUAACCACACCGCCGGGCGUUCUCUCUCUCUCUCACACACACCAACACAUCCCUCCUUCCUGCACAAAGAACUGCAUAUAUUCUUGCCAAAGAUAUCCUUAAAAACGCACUUUUCCCCACAUAUAUAUAUAUAUAUAUAUUUUUUUUGCGUGUGUACAUUCGUCAUAUGUCACUUUGUUGUGUUGAUUUGUUCUUUGGAGAACCCUUCCCAUUCCCACCCCUCCUCCCUUUGCUGUCAGUGUUGCUGCCUUACAGGAAGGCUCCUGGGGGGCUCCUGGAAAUUAUUUUGGGGGUUCGGCUGUGUCGCUGUCUGCUGGAGGGAUGCACCCUUUGUGCAAUGAGCGGUUCCUUCCCAUGGGAUGUAACCAACCGAAUGAAGCCAGGUUUUGGUUGCUGUGGAUGCAACGUAUGCUGAUCAAACCAAGCAUGGAAAAUCAUAAGAGCCGUGGAAUUGUUGGAGUUGGAAGGGUCUGGUGGGGAGAAAACCCAGCCCCAGCCCCUCCUGGAGAUUGAUGCUGUGGGAAGGGGUGCCAGGAGCAGAGCCAGGCUUUGUCCCAGCCUCCAGGAAACACCUGGAUGUGGCCAUAGCCUCCGGGCAUUGAUUUUUUAGCAGUGAAACAGCCAAACCGGAGCACACCCUGCCCAGCAGGUCGGGCAGGUACGGAGCUGGCCGCCCCAAAAACCCAGACGGCAUCAUCGGCAAAUGGAACCCUUCCCGUUGGAGCAGGCAGGGAGAUCAGACAGCAAAGGAGCCCGCAGGGGCUUGUUUGAUUCCGUUCGUUUGUUUUGCAAAUUGUGAGGUUGGUUUGGGGUUACUAUUUUUUUUUUUCUUUUCCUUAAAAAGGAGGAAAAAAAAAAAAGGAAGCAACCCAACAUUUCUGUUGGCAGAUCCAGUGCCGCCGUGUUUUGCGUGGUUUUUUUUCUUUCUUUUUCCUGUUGUCUUUGUUACUUUGGGAACGUUACAGAUUUAUUUGCUAAUCAGUGUUAAUGAACAGUUUAAAACUUUCGGACUUGCCCCUUUCUGUGUAUUUAUAUAGAUGGAAAAAAAAAAAAUGUUAUAUUUUGUAUCUUUGUGCCCAUGGUGUUGUCGCGCGUGUAAAGAUGACUUCGGUCGCACCAUGUCCGCGUGUGAAUGUGACUCCGCUUUCGUCUUCCCCUUUGUACAGACGUCUGAUUCUCUGCAGUUCAUUGUAUGGCUUUAUAAAGUGGUAAAAACAAAAAAUCAGUUAUAUAAAAUAUACUGUUGCUUGGAAUGCCA
Molecule: messenger RNA, 9875 nt
Organism: Numida meleagris (helmeted guineafowl)
Lineage: Eukaryota; Metazoa; Chordata; Aves; Galliformes; Numididae
Gene: TNS1
Product: tensin 1
Exons: 31
Coding region: 526-5823 (1765 amino acids)
Biological process (GO): fibroblast migration
Molecular function (GO): protein binding
Source: RefSeq, a predicted model, not a curated record